This is a messenger RNA of Arachis ipaensis, 1129 nucleotides long. Its product is annotated as DNA glycosylase superfamily protein. Gene Ontology annotation, biological process: base-excision repair. NCBI's taxonomy places the organism in Eukaryota, Viridiplantae, Streptophyta, Magnoliopsida, Fabales, Fabaceae. The record is from RefSeq and is a predicted model, not a curated record. Gene Ontology annotation, molecular function: catalytic activity.
UUAUUAACCCUGGUUAAUUGCUUACUAGAAAGAGACGAACUAAGAUUAAAGCGUUACACAGAAGAAUGGAUAAAAAGAAGAUCCUCAAGAGGAAGCAGCAUCAGCUGCAAGUGGAGGCGGAGCUCCACCGCCUCCCUAAUCCGCAACCAAAAUCAAAAUCAGUUCGUGUUUCUUCUAAAUCAGCCACCACUACCGCCACCGCCACCGCCACCGCCACGAAUCCAUACUCUUCUCACAGUGGCCCCACUCCACAAGAAUGCCUCUCCCUACGAGACACCCUCUUAGCCCUCCACGGUUUCCCUCCCGAAUUCGCCAAGUACCGCAACCGACAACACGAUGACGACAACCACCACCACGCCGCUACCAUCCCGCCGGAAACCGUGCUCGACGGUUUGGUCCGAACAGUGCUCUCUCAGAACACCACCGAGUCCAAUUCCCAAAAGGCCUUCGAUUCCCUCAAAUCAUCCUUCCCCACCUGGGAACAUGUGCUUGGUGCGGAUUCGAAGGAGUUGGAGAAUGCGAUUCGAUGCGGGGGUUUGGCACCCACAAAGGCCUCGUGUAUUAAGAACAUGUUGCGUUGCUUGCUGGAGAAGAGAGGCAAGUUGUGCUUGGAGUAUUUGCGAGACUUGUCCAUUGAUGAAGUUAAGGCUGAGCUUUCUCUUUUCAAGGGAAUUGGUCCCAAAACUGUGGCUUGUGUGUUGAUGUUCAAUCUUCAGCUAGAUGAUUUUCCCGUUGACACUCACAUUUUUGAGAUAGCAAAAACAAUUGGUUGGGUGCCAGCUGCUGCUGACAGAAACAAGACAUAUCUUCAUCUAAACGAAAGGAUCCCAAAUGAACUUAAAUUUGACCUGAAUUGUCUCAUGUAUACACAUGGGAAGCUUUGCCGUAAAUGCACAAGUAAAAAGGGUAACAAGCAACGAGAGAAAUGUGAUGAUAAUAACUCCUGUCCUAUAUUGAAUUAUUGUAAAGAACCAGUUUGAACUUUGAUGCUCAGAACUUGUAUUGUAUAGAACUAACUAGUGGUAAUAACGUAGGUUGGAGACUAUUUUAAAGUGUUAGUUGAAUUGAAAGAGAAGCUCACAAUUAUGUGUGGUAAGUGAGUCGGUCUCACCGUCUCAGUCAACACCAA